UUUUCGGGAUAAAAGCUACUUUUAUGUGAUUUGACGAAACUGGUUUAUUAACAGACGGGGUGAAGUAUCCCUGACAGACCAAGCUCAGGGAAUAAAAGAAACAGGUUCUGAAACGAGGAAGUCCUGGUGGAUCAGGGCAGACGGAGCGAGGGUCGCUCACAGCACAAAUUCUGAACGAAACUGUCUUCAUUAGAUCUCAAAGACCCAGCAUCCACUGCAGGUCUGUGGACCCAGCUGAGGUCCAGCAAUGCCUCUGUUUCGAGUCCUGGAUGAGGCUGUGCUCAGGCGAAAGAGAAAGGGGAAUGUGGAGUGGAAGAAGACCAGCCGAAGGCCGGAUGACAAUGGCUCGGUCCUUUCGUUGACUCGGCUGUGUAUGCUGAGGGUCGCCGACAACAUGAAGGAAGAAGUGUGGGUCAAAGACUACGCUGACAAAUAUCUGGAUCAGGGGCCUUUCAACUUGCUACGUGGUGAUAUUGUGGAGGAGCUGAUGUUGCUGCUGUGCUCCAGAAACAGGUUGUCCCGAACGGCACUCCACCUCCUGCUGGUCCCGCAGCUCCGAAGUCUGUCUCUGGAAAGUUGUCCUGGUUUAGUCACCCCAGCUCUCUGUGGUCACAUUUCUGCACGUUGCCAGGGUCUGCUGAAUCUGGACCUGUCUGGAGCCCAGCAGCUAUCCGUGAAGGUCCUUUGUGAAACCCUCCACAGUCUAUCCAAUCUGCACUGGCUCUGUCUGGCUGGCAUUCCUUGUGACAGAUUUGUAAUCAAGACGAUCACCCUCUGUUGUCGUUUGUUGCGACAUCUCGAUGUAUCCCGCUGCCAUCUGCUUUCCCCAUCCGCACUCCUUCCUCUCGGAGGCGGGCCUUGCUGCCCGUCCUCUCCCAGUCCCAAUGGCUCAUCGUCACACUGCACCUCGCCAUCUCAGUCUUCCAUUUCUUCCCCCUCCUCUUCUUCGGCCUUGUCUCCCUUACCUCUACGCAGUCUUCUGGCUUUGGAUAUUGGGUUUGAGGAGAAGGAGGGAGACUCUGUGGCAGCGGCGGCCUACCUUCUUCUUUCCCUGCCUUCUCUGGAACGAUUGGCCUUGGAGGGCCUCACACAGGCCUGCAGCCUCAUCGAGCAGAAACAGUUCUGGCAGGUAGAGGAGUUCACUAGCAGAGAAGGAGUUCCCAGGCUGGAGGAUUUAUGGAGGGACAGAAGUAAACAACAGGCGAAUGGCUGGAAGCAGAUGAGAACAAGAGAUAGGAAAGAAGUGGAGGAUGAAGAAGAGGAGGGAAGUGGAUUCUGGGAGGAGUCUGGCAGUGAGAGUGAGGAAAAUGUAAGAGACAAAGAGCUAGUUUCAUCUGAAGAUCAAACAGAGGAGAAACUCUCAUCUCGGUCAGACCUGAUCCUGCAGCUGAGAGAUGUCAGAGGUUUGACUUGCGACUCUCUGGACAGUUUCGCGCGUGUAUGUCCGAGCAUCUCCUCCCUAUCUGUCAAUGUCACUGACGAUGAUGAAAGCGUUGGAGGACAAAAACAGAGUUCUGUGCUAGCUGCAGGCCUGCAGAGCUACACAGGCCAGAUGCGGAGUCUCUCGGUGCAAUUCCCUGGCACUCUGACGGACCUCUUUCCUGCUUUGAAAGUUUCUGGCCCUUCUUUGGUUUCCCUCACCCUCGAGGGCGUGAAAACCAGCACCGACACUCGUCUCCUGGAGGUCAUCACCAUGUGCCACAGACUCAGAGAGCUGGCCAUUUCUGCAGAGCCUCCAACCAUAGCACGAGGAACGCACGAUCGAGAGAGAAUCCAUGAUGACGGAAAUCUUCCGAAACUGCCUCACCUCAGCUCCCUGUCAAUCAAUUUCUCCUAUGAGCACAACCAACCCAAACCCCACAUGUCCUGGAUGUCCCUGAAGAGGGUGCUCUGGUGUCUCUUGAAUGGUUCUCCCCUCCUGCAGAAGGUCUCGCUGGUCUCCCUGCCCUGCCCUUUGGACAGCGUUUUACUCAGAGUGCUUCAGGUUUCAGAUCCAGCGGGCUCACCUCCCUUGCCACUUGCUCGGUUGCAACACAUUAAUCUGCUGCGAACAGAUGUGACAAUGCUGACUCUGAAAAAGCUGAUAGACAGGAGCAAGAAUCUGAUGUUAGCUGCUGCUGGAAUAUCAGUCAGCAUGAGUGGUGGACCCUAA
Molecule: messenger RNA, 2152 nt
Organism: Salarias fasciatus (jewelled blenny)
Lineage: Eukaryota; Metazoa; Chordata; Actinopteri; Blenniiformes; Blenniidae
Exons: 5
Coding region: 248-2152 (634 amino acids)
Source: RefSeq, a predicted model, not a curated record